CUUAUUAUUUAUCAGUUUGUGAUGCGUAUUUGUACUUUCCUAGUUUAUUAUCGUGAACGCGUCUUGCAUUAUUCUAAAAUUAAUCCCGUUUUUAAAAUAAAUAUUCUUAUCGAAUGUUGUUCUUGAAUCGAAAAUUACCUAUUCAUCAUCACAGAUCGUAGGUCUAGUGAGUGUAAUUUUGUUGUUGGCGCGAUGUUGAGCAAUAGAUAUUUUUUUCGAGCAUUUUUGUUGGCAUUUUGUUGUUUCUUUCAUUCAAAUGUUGAAGGUAAUUUGGACCCUGUAUUUCAAAAAUGUUGCGCGAUUGGGAAAAAUAAAACUACGGAUGCUUUGAAAUGUGAAGCUAAAAUACGAACUCCAAUCGCUAAUAUUGACAUCGAACAUCAAAGCACUUGCUUGUCGACAAUCGACUUAUGUUGUAUUCAAUCGUUAAGAGAUAUCGCCUGUGCAGUUGGUAGACAAGCAGCCAAACAGAAUAAAAUUUGUAACAUACAACCCAAAUCUGACGAAGAGAUAAAUUACAAACAUUGUUGCGAAGCUUGCAAGCUGGGUAUAAUAUCAGCUUCGAUGGCCAUGGAUUGCAAAUUGAGGGAUUUCCACUUCGGCUAUCCUUGGGAUAACGCAUACGAGACUUGCUGCUCGGAGUUCUAUGUGUUGCCUCCUGCACCCAGUUCUCCAAUCUCCGAUGAACCAAACAAUUUAUGCCAAAGCUAUCCUGGCGAGUUGUGUUCCCAAAUCUGUGUUCCAGUUGGUGGAUCAUAUAAAUGUCAAUGCCGAUCGGGAUAUGUUUUAAUGGCAGAUGGAAAAUCAUGUCAGCCUGAAAUCACCGAAAACAGAUGUGAAAAAUACAACAUCUGCCAACAAAAUUGCUUCGAUAAUGGCGAAACAUUGGAAUGUUCAUGCAGAGAUGGAUACGAGUUGUUGGCUGAUAAUAAAACUUGUGUCGAUAUCAAUGAGUGUAACUUGAAACUGGACAACUGCUCUUCAUCAGGAAAAGUUUGCAGAAAUACAGAAGGAUCAUACGAAUGCAUUGGUAAUUCGAUAAAUCGACCUCCUGAUGGUCAAAAUCCCAGUGUUACAUCCAGCACUAACCGACUAAAGAUCGUGUGCCCUAAUGGUUACAGACAAGAUCCAACGAGCAACACCUGUGUAGAUAUUGACGAAUGCCUAGAGCUAAAUGCCUGCAACAGAAACUCAGAAACGUGUCAAAAUACACCCGGAAGUUAUUACUGCAUUCCAACGGCGUUAUCUCCAAGACCAGUUCAGUCAACUCCAAAAUGUGGCAAUGGUUUGCGUUAUGAUAAUAGAUCGAAGGUUUGCCUGGAUAUCGACGAAUGUACAGAAUUUAAUUUUUGCGAAAAUAACGAAUUAUGUGAAAAUCUAAUCGGGAGCUUUAAAUGCGAGUGUAAAGCAGGUUAUGAAAGGGAUAAGAUGACCGGAGCUUGCAUUGAUGUGAACGAAUGCCAACUACACAUAGACAACUGCGCUGAAUCUACAAGAUGUGACAACACGAUUGGAUCUUAUCAAUGCACCAGACUCUACGGCUGUGGCACUGGUUACACGCUUAAUUUAGCAAGUAACAUCUGCGAAGACGAAGACGAAUGCGUUAUAGGAAAACACGACUGCCCACCUGACCGGGAGUGUAAGAACUAUCCAGGAUCUUAUAAAUGUGAGAAAAAAAUCUGCGAUAGUUCUAAUCAAAAUUGUGGAAAAGUUUCCCCACCUCAACGUUGCCCCAAAGGAUACGAACUAAUCAAUGGCAACUGCGUAGAUAUCAACGAAUGCAAACGGCAAAAAAAUAUAUGUUCUGCAGGUGAAACUUGUGAAAAUACUGCAGGUGGUUAUAACUGCGUCAGAACGUCAACAUGUGCUCCAGGACUACGGCAUAAUGAACAAAAAUAUUGCGUAGAUGUCGACGAAUGUGCCGAACAACCGUCAAUAUGUGAUCAUAAUUGCAUCAACGCCUGGGGAACAUUUUUCUGUACUUGCAAUCCUGGAUUCCGUCUACAAUACGAUAACAGAUCCUGCAUAGACAUCAACGAAUGCGAAGUAUACGUUGAUCGACGUUUAUGCAUUGGCUACUGCUUCAACACUCCUGGUUCAUAUAAAUGCCAAUGUCCUGAUGGAUACACAUUGGGAAGAUCUGGUAAAAUUUGCGAAGAUAUCGACGAAUGUGCCAGGGGAGAUGUCUGCAACCAGCCGAAAGACGUAUGCAUCAAUCUGAAAGGAUCGUAUCGUUGCAACACGAUAAAUUGCCCUCCUAAUUAUAUCAACGAUCCAGUUAAAAAAAAGUAUAACCUACCACUUCAGCCCAUCGCCAUAAUCUACUCUCGCUGUAUUAGAACAAAUGAUUUCUGCUUGAUCAACAAGAACUGUACGAAUUGGCCGUUGGCCUACAAUUACGCCUUUUUCUCGCUGACUUCCAAUUUCCCAAUUCCUGCCAGCGGUCGAAUGGAAUUUUACCAAAUGAAGGGGCCGAGUUCACCUACCACAUCGUCGCAGUUUUCUUUUGACGUUAAAAAUAUUCAAUCCGGGUAUGGCGUCAACAAAACUACUUCGGAUUUCUUCAAACUGAUACAAAAAUCGCCGAACGAAGUUACGGUAGCACUAAUACAGUCCAUAGAAGGACCUCAAGAGGUCGAAUUGGAUAUAAAAUUGCAUUACGAUAGCGGCGUCUCAGUCGGAUUUUGGAUUUCGAAAAUUUUCAUUUAUGUAUCACAACAUGAUUUUUGAACGCAUCGCUCAUCUAAUUUUCACCCUUUAAAGUGACGGAUUGGAGGGCGGGGGAGGGGGGCUCGUUACUUUCACACAUUUGUGAUUUUUUAAAAAUUAACCACCAUCAGUACUUCAAAGGCUCACGCUCGUAUCUAGCUUGACUAAACUCGAGAGCAAGAAUAUGCUCGCAGAUUGCAGACGUUCAACAACAAAAAGCAUCUCAACUAACAAAAUAAUUUCUGGACCAGACGAAGAUGAAUCGAAAAAACUAGCAAAAAACAUCAUUCGCUCAAAUUUCAAAAGCUAAUGUGCAUUUUUCGAUUUUUUUGGAGAAUUUAGAAAAAUAAAAUUUAGUUGAAAAACUGGGAGAAAUUAAAAUUUUACCAAAUUGACCAAGAAAUCAAACAAUCGGAAACAGUUUUGAACCAUUUUGAGCUGUUCUGGAACCUUCAGCUAAUUUUUGGAAGUUGAAACUUUCACCGAAUUUUACCCGAUGAAGUUGGAAAGCUAAAAUUUACUCACACAGUCUAAUUUCUACAUGCUGGAGUCGAUGGAAGGUGCUUUCAAAGCGUUCUCGAGCCUCCAGAAGUAUUUUAGAUAUUUCAAAUUUUCAUGAAACUUGAAAAUUUUUAGAUUUAUAGUUGGCAGACACCAAUUUUGGAAAAAUUUUGGGUAAUCGAUCAAAUAGUCACUAACAAGCACGAUUAAUGUAUAUAAUACAUAUGCUUACUGAAGUGAAUUUUGACAGAUUUUACGAUAUUUUUUGGAGAACUGGGGUUUCUAAAAAAUUACUAGAGGCUUAUGAAUAGCUCGAAAUCACCUCCGAUUGACUCGGCAUCCUCAAAUUAUAGGGUAUGAAAUGAAUUUUAGCUUUCCAGCUACAAUCGGUAGAAUCCUGUGGGAAAUUAUUCAAAGAUCUACUGGAGGCUCCAGAACAGCUUAAAACGGUUCGCAACCCAGCAACAGUUUCCACUCGACUUGAUGGGUCGAAAACAGGAUACCGAACAAAUUUCAGAUUUCUUGAAAAAUUUGGUCCAAUUCUGAUUUUUUUCUUAUUUUUUGCCCAGGGAUUGAAAAUUUGCCAAAAUCUAAAAAUUUUGUUCAGCAACUGAAAUUUAUUUUGGUUAGAGAUGAAUUUUUGCUUCCUCUUUUAACCCUUUGAGACCCGAGAAUGAUCUGACGAAUGAAAAUUGACUCAAAAAAUUACCCAAAAAAAAAGGGGGGGUCAUAUCCAAAAAUACAUAAGCAAGUGAAUAUUCAAACAGAACAAACCAUCGCACUCUUUUUUUUAGUUUUUUGUCCAUAUUUGAUAAUCGGUGAGUAGAGGAGGAAUUCAAGAAAAAAAAUCUCACAUUUUAAAUCGGCGACUUUGAAUUAAUAAAAUUGUUAUUGGGAGACCCCUUUUUGAAGCCCAAAAUUGAGAAAAAUCAACCUGACUUCGAAUUUUUGAAAUAUUUUUUGCAUUUGUGAGUCUUGAAGGUGCACUUACAAGAAGGAAAAAAAUCAGAGUGAAAUUAAGAGAAUCAACUUCACUUUUGGUUCGAGUUGACAUAGAAUAAGUCGCAUCACACCAAACGAGGCAAAAACUCAUCAAAAUGCUUUGAAUCAUAAACGAAAACAUGCUUCAUAGAGCACGAUUAUUACAUAUUUACUCAUAAACCAUUGUUAAUUCAUUUUUACUGUUACCUUAACUUGCAUAAUAAAUACUUCGAGUUACGUGCUAA
Messenger RNA from Planococcus citri (citrus mealybug), 4436 nucleotides. Its product is annotated as fibulin-1-like. The transcript is spliced from 17 exons. Gene Ontology annotation, molecular function: calcium ion binding. The record is from RefSeq and is a predicted model, not a curated record. Bases 193 to 2730 code for a protein of 845 amino acids. Lineage: Eukaryota; Metazoa; Arthropoda; Insecta; Hemiptera; Pseudococcidae.